This is a messenger RNA of Saxophila tyrrhenica, 1731 nucleotides long. RefSeq lists its product as uncharacterized. Gene Ontology annotation, molecular function: FAD binding; oxidoreductase activity. The transcript has 2 exons. Lineage: Eukaryota; Fungi; Ascomycota; Dothideomycetes; Mycosphaerellales; Extremaceae. The record is from RefSeq and is a predicted model, not a curated record. Bases 1 to 1731 code for a protein of 576 amino acids.
AUGUUCUCGUACUCGUCUGUUUCGUUGUUUACACUGCUGUGCUCCGCCCUCUCCUACCCCAGCGUCUUCCCAACGAGCAACAGCACCAACAGCAAUAGCACAAAAUGCCGCUGCUUUCCCGGCGACGACUGCUGGCCCUCGCAAGAAGAAUGGAACAACUUCAACAAGACGGUCGGCGGCAAACUCAUCGCUACUGUGCCCAUUGGAAGCGUCUGCCACAACUCAGACUUCGGCUCGUUCGACGAAGAGGCAUGCCGGACUUUGCAAGGCCACUGGCCAUACCCCAAAACGCACUUUGAGUCCAGCUCGUCCAUCAUGGCGCCCUACUUCACCAACUACAGCUGCAACCCGUUCUCGAAGCCGGAUGCUCAGUGCACCAUGGGCAACUACGUCUCGUACGCCGUCAACGCUACGGGGACGGAGGACUACCAAGACACCAUUGCCUUCGUUCGCAAGCACAACAUCCGCAUGGUCAUUCGAAACACUGGCCACGACUACCUCGGCAAGUCCACCGGUGCAGGAGCUCUAGCAAUCUGGACGCAUCACAUGAAAGACAUGGAGCUGAUAGACUACAAGUCUCCUUCAUACACCGGCAAAGCGAUGAAGAUGGGCGCCGGCGUCCAAGUCUGGGAAUCGUAUAAAUUCACGCACGACCACGGCUACACGAACGUCGGUGGUGACUGCGCCACCGUCGGCGUAGCAGGCGGGUACACACAGGGCGGCGGCCAUGGGCCUGGUGCUUCAAAGUUCGGUCCAGCCGCUGACCAGGCGCUGGAGUGGGAAGUCGUCACAGGCACUGGCGAGGUGCUCACAGCGAACCAAGAGCAGAACCAAGAUCUCUACUGGGCUCUGUCCGGGGGAGGGGGCGGGACCUAUGGCGUCGUCAGUUCGCUGACUGUUAAGGUGUAUCCUGACCUGAAGAGCUCUGCCGCAAACCUGACGUUCCCCUUUGAAGGCACGAACAAUGAGUCCUUCUGGGAUGCCGUGGAAACAUUCAUCCACGAAUCACCCAGUCUUAUGGAGAGCGGCUGCUUCGCCAUCUGGUCCUUCGACGCCAAAGAAGGAUUCCGUUUGUGGCCGACAAACUGUCCCGGGCUGCCUCAAGCGGAUCUGCAGAAGAUUCUGAGCCCGACGCUGGAGAAGCUGAGACAGCACAAUAUCUCACACAAAUUCAUGAUCGACGAGUUCGACACAUUCUACUCCAGCUACCAGACCUUCAACGCCCGCCACGAAAUCAGCACCACCAUCCAAGGCAGCCGUCUCAUCCCCCGCUCCGUCUUCGACACAAACUUCACCCAACUAAUGUCCAUAUACCGCCACUACGUCGCCGCCGGCCUCUCUGUCGCCGCAACAGCCAACAACGAAUCCAUGCAAAACUUCCCCCCCACCACCAACUCCGUCGACCCGGUGCGUCGGCAGGCCGUCUUCAAUUCCAUGAUGUCGAUGCCGUUGCAUCCGACCGACCACGCCAUAAACCAAGCCCGCUACGCCGAAAUGACGAACACAUACCUCCCCUUGCUGACCAACCUCACCCCCGGCGCGCGCGCGUACAUGAACGAGGCGGAUUACCAGCAGCCGGAUUGGCAGAAGGUGUUCUACGGGGAGAAUUACGCGAGGUUGUUAGGGGUUAAAGAUAAGUACGAUCCGGAGGGGAUUUUCUUCGCGGUGACGGGGGUGGGGAGUGAGCAGUGGUUUCAAGAUCGGGAUUCUAGGUUGUGUCGGGUGAGGUAG